GUCUUCACUCCUCGCUGACGGUUAAGCGCAUUAGACGGGUCGAGAGUAGACGAGGGCUCUUUCCUAAAUCCCAAAGACGUAAUCUGUAGAGAGCGAUUCAGUUUCGAAGUAGUUUUCGUCUGCUACGCGUCUGUAGCGUGGCAAACGUCGUCGUAAGCGCGAGUGAAUGAAUCGCGCGAUCUCAACCGUCUCGCGCAUGCGCUGUGUGCUUGUUCCAAAAUGGCGUCGGCCGAGAGACAGCAUUAGAGACGUGGGGAAAGCAGCGGGGAUAAUGUGCCGAGUCAGAGCCUUGUAGUUGAUCCAAGAUGACAGACGGGCAAGGCUGAUGAUUUGUGUCGAUGCAGUUCAAAAAGCGCUUCUUUUUAGUCACCAUAAUAUGUGGAAUUCUUCUGCUUAUAGCAUACCUCGGCGGUCAUGUACAUGAAGCUGUGCUUCACAGAGUCCGUAAACAACACUAUGGCAUCGGAUUCAAAGCUCUCUCGCUUUUUCCAAGUCACAGCCUCCAUUCCUAUUUUGACGAGGGGGAUUACAGCUUCGCCGAGGACGUGCACGUGUCGCCUUCGAAAAGACGACAGUUCAUUUCAGCGGGUACGGCGUCGACGGUGUCUAUCCAGCAAGAACAAGCGCCACAACAAAAGCAGCUCCACAAAGCCAAGAUCGAACAUCAGCAGUACUCCAAGUGUCGUAUGGAAACGUGUUUUAACUUCACAAAAUGUGCGAGAGGAUUCCGUGUGUACGUGUACCCGCGACAGUACCCGGUGUCCAACAGUUACGGGAAGAUAUUGUCUAGCAUUGAGGAGUCACGCUACUACACUUCAGAGCCUUCGGAGGCCUGCCUCUUCAUUCCGUCCAUAGACACUUUGGAUCAAGAUGUUCGUAGUGCUGACUACUUCGAUGUGGGAAACAAACUGCAGGCCUUGCCGUACUGGAACAAUGGUCAGAACCACAUCAUCUUUAAUCAGUACUCGGGAACCUGGCCCGAGUAUGUGGACGAGCUGGGUUUUGACUUGGGCCAAGCCAUGAUCGCUAAAGCAAGUUUUUCUGUGGAGAAGAUGCGACCACGGUUUGACAUUUCCUUUCCAUUGUUUGCUAAAGACCAUCCCUUGAAGGGAGGGGAAAGUGGAUAUCUCCAGUCUUCUUCAAAUACAAUUCCUUCUAAUCGCUGUUACCUACUGGCUUUCAAAGGCAAGAGAUAUUUGACAGGCAUUGGCUCUGAAACUAGAAAUUCACUGUAUCUUAUACACAACGACAGAGAUAUUAUCCUACUGACCACUUGUAAGCAUGGCAGAGGAUGGGAAAAGAGCCAGGAUGAGAGGUGUAAAAAAGAUAAUGCAGACUAUGACAGGUAUGACUACAAGAAGCUCCUGUUCAUCACCUUCUGUCUCGUUCCCAGGGGGAGGCGACUUGGAUCCUUCAGGUUCCUCGAGGCUCUCCAGGCGGCCUGCAUACCUGUGUUGCUAAGCAACGGGUGGGAGCUGCCCUUCUCGGAGGUGAUUGAUUGGAGACGAGUGGCCGUGUGGGGAGAUGAGCGCCUCCUGUUACAGAUUCCAACGAUCGUGCGGUCCAUAUCUCAGUCCCAAAUCCUACAGAUGCGACAGCAGACGCAGUUUCUGUGGGACGCCUACUUCGCUUCAGUGGAGAAAAUAGUGUCCUCGACAUUGGAGAUGAUCCGAGAUCGAAUCAACGGCUACCUGGCCAGGCCGCUGCACCUGUGGAACUCUGGGCCAGGCGCAGGCUACGUCAUGCUGGACUUCUCCGACGCACUGCUGGACUUUCCUUUCUUCUACCGCCAGUACCACGCUGACCCCGUGGACAAGUUCACAGCCGUCAUUUUCGCCACCAGCCCCGCCCUCCCUUCAUCGCCACUGUUCCGACUGCUGAGGAACGUGGCCAGAUCCGCCUUCGUGCACAAGAUCAUUGUUCUGUGGAACUGUGACAUUCCACCUCCACCCUCCCGUCGCUGGCCAGCAGACCUAGGUGUCCCUGUCUUGGUCAAGACACGCAUUAUGAAGUCUGUGAAUGCUCGUUUUGCACCAUACAAGGAGAUCGAGACAGAUGCAGUAUUUGGCCUUGAUGAAGAUGCACUUCUUACCACUGAAGAGAUUGAUUUUGCCUUUAGCAUUUGGAAAGAAUUUCCUGAAAGAAUAGUUGGUUACCCAGCACGCAGCCAUUACUGGGAUGAACUACGAGGCAAAUGGAGAUAUAGCAGCAAGUGGUCUAACGAAUACUCCAUGGUCCUUACUGGGGCUGCCAUCUACCACAGAUACUACAACUACAUGUACACUCACCAUGUCAGCCGCCUGUUAACACAGCGGGUAGAUGCAAGCAGCAACUGCCAUGACAUUCUCAUGAACUUCUUGGUGAGCCACGUGACCCGCCGUACCCCAAUCAAGUUGACCCAGCGCAAGCAGUACCGGGAGCUGGCUCUUGGAACUGGGGGAGGUCCUGGGGAAGUCAGCUCAAGUAAAUUAUCCAGCUGGACUGAUCAGCAGCAUUUUGCCCAACGCCAGACUUGUGUGGAAGAGUUUGUCUCUUUAUUUGGGUAUAUGCCCCUCAUUCGGUCCAAACUGCGUAUGGAUCCUCUGCUCUUCAAAGAUCCUGUCUCUAAUUUUCGCAAAAAAUACAGAAGAAUUGAACUCAUCCCGAGCUGACCACUCUUGCCAGUUAGGACAAGCCACAGAACGAAUCAGUUUGGUCACAUAAUUGGGGUCCAGAACACAUUGUGUGAAAACCCUUACAAAAAUAUGUGGAGGUGCUGUCAUUGCAUGGUCUGGUCUUCAGAAAAACAAAGAAGAAUUUUCACCUUCUGCCUCAUGGUCUUUCCUGGUUUUAAAGUUGAUGGCUGAGUACUGAUUUGUUUUUUUGGUGAAGACAUGCAAGAACUUUUCUUUCCAUGCUUGAUUUUGUUAAAGAGAUUUUUUAAAAACAAAAUUCUGAUAUUUUUUUAAAUUCCAGACUAAUAUUUUACAUCUUUUUAGAGCUGAUUCUGCUUGAUCUGUUUUAGACAACAGUUGAAUUGUUCUCUUGUAACAAUUUAAACUUGAUGCACAGACGACAUCCACAAGAUAACAUGUUUUAGCCGUGAUCUUGAACAUGUCAUUUGGACAUGCAGUACUGUUUGGUUGUUUCAGGUUGUGCAUAGAAAUACUAACCACUGACCAGAGAAACAAAAUAGCCAUACCAUUUUCUUGGCAUUUAUUUAUGUGGCCAAUAUGUCUGGUAACUUUUUCCUCCAUUGCUUUUUUUAAAAUUGUGGGGGGUGGGAAAGUUAAAGGGAGGUGAGAGAGCAAAACUCUGUGUGUGUGUGUGUGGAGCAGGUUGUCAUGGUUGGUGUUGAAACUGCUGUAUUACAUACAAUGUGCUGGUGAUUUGAAAUUGGGAGGAGUGCAUGUUUGGUGUGUGUACUUGAUGUAUGUAUACAUUGCAUAUGUGUGCAAAUGCCUGCAUCAUUCACCUCUUCAGCCUGUGAUUGAACAUGCAGUAAGGAUAGGAGUCGGGGGAGUGAUUGCACAGUUGUAGAAUUUAAUUAGUUUUUCAAGAGUUGUGGCAGUCUUUGUGAGAAGUAUGUUGACAUUAUUUUUUUAAAGUCUUUGAUGAUGCCUUGUGUUCCAAGUUUUCACUGAUCGCAUAAGAUUGAUUUUGGGUAUGUGUGUGAGAAAUAACUCUGUUAGUAGUGCUAUGUAUGUAUGCUCUUUAUAUGCAUCAGAAGUUGGUGAGUCUGUCACCAAUAGAAACACAGAUUGUUCAUGUUUUAACACAUCAAAUGCCUUGAUUAUACAUGACAAUUUAAGGAAGAAAUUACCUUUGGUUGCAAAUCCUUAGAUUUUUUUUGUGUCUACCUGCUGCUUGACUGCUUUUUUUAACUUGACAAAACUUUUUGGCUUGCUUGGAUUAUCAAAGAAUGCCAGUAUUGAUACAGAUCAACCAGUUUGCAAAACACAGAAGUAGGUAUGCAAAAGUUUGGAACCGGACACUUUGUGCUCGCUCUUACAGUUGAGUAAAAUUUAUAAUGUUGUAACUGCUGUUGAUAUUUCUAUUCAUCUGUUACAAUUUGCUUUUCCUGCUGUCAUUAGUGCAGGUGUUUAAAUGCCAUCAUGUGCAAGGCAUGGCCCUGUGAAACACUAACCCCAGAACAGCUUUAGCGACAUAUUACACUCUGUCAAGGUUCUGUCAAGAUGACACACUGGCUGCUAUUUUGUCGCAUAGUGCAGUUUACAUUAACAACAUAGUGCAGCUGUUAAUGAUUGCAAAAAUUGUUUAAUUAUAGAGAGGUAGCAGAAAUUAUUGCUACCUUUGGAGGAGGUCACUUCAGGUUCCAGGAGAUGGAGAGUGAGUAGUUGAUAUUCCUACCACUAGGAUCAAAGGUGAAAUUCUCAAACUUUAUGAACUUAUGUUUAUUGUCAUUGUUAGAUGGUGUGGUCACAGGCAUAAAUCUUUUCAGCCAAAAUCAAGGGGUAGCUAUUUGUCAGGUGUUACAUUAGUCAGGUACAACUUAUGUUAUUCUGGUAUUGUUUUGCCAGGCGAAGCAGCCAAAAGGAUGCAUAGUUUGGACAAUGGGCGGCCCUGUAGUGGCAGACUGAAACAGGUGCUUGUUGCACUCUGCUGACCUUUGCCUCUGACAUUUACCAAGUAUUUUUCUUUUGUCAGGGCCAAGUGUGGAGAUCAUUUAUAGAUCACCUUCAUCUAUUUCAUGAGAGCAAUGGUGGUUCACUCUGCAUUUAGAGAAAAUAUCCUUGAUCAAACAGCUUUCUUAUAGCAGAUGAACUAUUUAUGUCAUUUGAGGGAAGAAAUAGGAUGCAGGAGUACAGAUAGAUUAACUAUUUGCGGCUGGGUGGGUGGAUUUGGGUGCCAAUAAAUAAGAUGUGGUCUUAUAUACAGAACAUUACCAACAUAGGAAAGGGAACAAAGAACAGUAUUCGAUUAGUAUUGCAAGCACUUGUAAAGACGAUGUGUACAGUGUAAAUUCAACCCUUGGCUCUCUGUCAUUGGUUUAAUCUGCACACAUUUUCAAAUAUUUUCAGGGCAGUCCUGUGGCACAGCGGUUAGAGCCUGUCACUAAUACAGUGAAGGUUGGCUGUCCUGGGUUCAGCUCUCAUCUCGUCUUUGUUCUUUUUCUGUAUCUGGCAUCUGUUUACAUGGCUGGCUCGGCAUAAAACACCAAUCUCUCUCCCCCAGCCCUUCAAGUAUUUUGACGUCUGCAGCAUGGUGUUUGCUGAUCUCUCUCGUACACCAUUUAUCUGCAUGAAAAAAUGACUAUUUUUUAAAAAUUGCAGCCUCUCAUCUGUUUUACAAGUCUCCACACUUGACGAUGAUUUCAGUCUUCACAUUAAAAGUGCCUGUAGGGCCUGUCAUAAGCCUGAGAAAUUUAUAGGUAUUUUUAUUAUGGAAAAGUAGUAUAAACACUCAUACAACCAACAGGAUGAAAAUGGCUCUACAAAACACAAGUGUAGCAUAGAGGGUUAUGCCAUAGGCGUUACUGUGUAGCAGUAAUAUUCUUGGCCUGUCCUGAGAUUCAUUCCUGUUGGCCUUUGAGGAAUGUAUCCUGCAAGGCACUUCUAUGUGCAUUUUCAUGCUUUGGCUUUAGUUUGAUAGAAGCUGAAAAAUCAUACAAUCCUAAAGUCUUAUCUUUGGUCUGCUUUUAUCUAGAGCAUGAUGCAUGUAGAUAGCUACAGAAAUUUGAGUUUGUACAGAAGUCCAAGAAAGUAUUUGGGAAAAGUGGGUAUCACUUGCUUUUUGUCAGCCACUGAAAACACAGACAUCUGUUUUCAACUCCCUCCAGCAGGUUCCAGUGUUCUUACACAUAAAAGUCUAGCUGUACAUUGUCUCUUAUUUGUAGGUUCCAAUAUUCUUACACAUCAAAGUCUAAUUGUAAACUGUCUCUCAUUUGUAUGCAAGACAGGACUGAGAAGUACACCUUCAGAUGAACUCACAGUGGGAGUUCGUGUGAGGCAUGAGGAUCUCAAAUACAUUGUAAAGAGUGAAGGUAUCAAGUAUUCAUCGGAUAUGUGUUGUCAGGAGCUCUGUGUACAUUUUGUUGAUUGGCUCGCUGAUUAGCUGUAUUGCCUGAUUCAGAAUGAGAUGAAUUUAUUGACAUAAAAGUGUUUCAACUGUCUUCCCUACAUGCAGAACAAGAGCAACCAAAUGCAAUUUUUAAGUACCUCCCACCCCAAAAAAAAAAAGCCAAAAACAAAAAAACAACCCAGGAUACUUCUUUAGGUAUCUCUUUCCAACAUUGUUUAAGACAGACAUUAAGAAAGACUCAACAUGGGUUUUUUUCUAAAUCACUGUGCAGGCAGCAUUCUUAUACUUAAUGACAACACUUAUCCAUGAAACUUCCAUGCAAAAAGCACAUUUUCUGUUCUUUGCCAUUCUCUGUCUUCAGUAUACACACAUUUCUGAACUUAAAGACAAUGUGAUCUGUUUCUGCUUUAGCUUUUUGUAUUCCAUGCCAUUAUAUGACAAACAAUCAAAGACUAUAAUAAAAUUUUCACAAUUAAAA
Molecule: messenger RNA, 6499 nt
Organism: Pomacea canaliculata
Lineage: Eukaryota; Metazoa; Mollusca; Gastropoda; Architaenioglossa; Ampullariidae
Product: exostosin-1a-like
Cellular component (GO): membrane
Molecular function (GO): glycosyltransferase activity
Source: RefSeq, a predicted model, not a curated record